AUGCAGGUAGCACACCCAGAGACUUCGAAACCUUCAGACAAGCCUCGGGGGACGGGUACCACAGCUGCCAUGGAUCUUGUCAGCUCAGAGAGCAGUAGCUCGGACGGCCCCGAGGUCACAUUGAACUGCAACUUGUCUCCUACGAUCCAGAAUGCACAAGCUUCAGUUGCAAAGCAACCUGCCACGUUUACUGACAAGACUGCAGAAGACCAGUUACCAUCCCCUCCUACCUCACAUGCCGAAUCCUGCGAUCAUCCACCUCCUCCUGAUUCCGAAAACGACCAACAAUCAAGUCCUGCCUCCGGAACCUCUGCCUCAAGCUCUGCUAGACCACUCGACGAAUGUCCCCAGGCCUCUGCCAUGCUCCACGGCGUUGUAGAGCAAUAUACUAAAGUUAUCGAGUCACAGCUACACGAAAAAGACACCACCAUACAAGAAAUACAUCGAAAACUCAAGGCGGAAGAGAGCCGAGCUAUAAAGGCGGAGAAUAUACACUUGGAGGCAAGAGCACAAGCACUGGAGACACCAAGGCAAGGCUUAGGGGUGGCUACAAAGAAUAUAACUGCUCUGAGAGGGGAUAUCGAGAGGUUGAAGAUAGAGAAGCAAGCAGCAGCUGAGUUCUUCGAAACUGAGAUCCGGCGGCUAAAGGCAGAGACUGAAGAUCUGCGUCUUGCCAACGCGCGGUUCGAGGGCCAACGGCAGAGUAAGGUCGAUGAUGUGAGCCGGCAGCUUGCUUCGAAAGCCACCCAGCUCGAUAACGCUCGCAGCUGGAUACACAAAGAAGGAAAGGAGCUUGCCACCAAGGCUGCCUCUCUCAGCAAGGCUCGGUUCGAGAACGCGGAACUGAAUAAAGAGAAUAACGAGCUCAUGCGUGAGAGCAUGGAGAUAAAGGAUCGGGUGGUACGGUACAAGAGGAAAUGGCAGUCUCUCAGGCAGGGGAUUACGGAGAUGGACGAGGAGUUCGGGCGCGACGGGAGUCCAGUGAAGAGAGCUGCUAAGACGCCCACAAGCCUCGCCGAAAAGCUAGUGGCCGCCAUGAAUUGUUUCCCCAUGCAACAAGAGUUUCUGGUGAUCACCAUUCGAGGCUCGGAGCGCAGUAAGAAGCGCAAGCAGAAGGUCGCUACUUCUCUUGUCGGAGCUCAGGCCAAGUCCCUCGACGUCCCCAAGAACAAUAUGUCAAGCAAGGGUAUCGAGCCUCUGCACUCGGCUGACAACACCGGCGCCGUCAAGCCAAAGAAGUCUCUCCGCGAGCGCUUCAGUUUCCGUAAGUCUUCGACCGCUAACAAGGACCUGGUUCCGAAGAACUCAAUUCCAGAGAACUUGGCUCCAGAGGACUCAAUUCCAGAGAACUUGGCUCCAGAGGACUUGGUUCCAGAGGACUCGGUUCCAGAGGACUUGGUCUCAGAGGAUUUGGUUCCAGAGGACUUGCCAUCCAAGGUCGACAGUGAGCCUAAACCUGCUGCAACCGAGUUACCAUCACUGCAAGAGCAACUGGCCCUCUCACCAUCCAACAAGGGUACGAGUAUCGCCUCCAUCAGCACGACCUCGACGGAGUGGGAACGCCUUGCGCUCGCUAAUACACCAACUCGUAAGCCUCCUCCUAACCCAAGACGUGUCGCGGCUAUGCUAGCUGCCCAGGCCAAAGCAGCUGCGGAGGCCCAAGCUUCCCAGCGUCCCGAGACCCCCAAGAUCAGUACCUUCCCAGUCAAUCGCCCGAAGAUGUCAGUCAAUUCUAGCGUUGAUGAGAGUGGAUCCUUCGCCGCACACCAAACUUUCCUGAGUCGCACUUUCCAACUACUGAUUACGGAGAAUGCCUCGAUUGAAUCCGACCUAAGAGCCCUCGAAAAUGCUGUCCGCGAGCGUGAAUUGGAGAUGAGCUCUGCAAAGGCAACAGAUGAGGCAGCAAUGCACACAAAGGUCUGGGAUGCGCAAGUCAAGUCUCAGACGUUGGAGAAGCGAUUGCUUGGCAAGGAUGAGUUGGUCCAGAGUCUGUAUAUCAAGAUCGAUGGUCAUGAGAACACAAUCCGCACCCAAGCCCAAGCUUUCAAGGACCUCCGCAACCGCACUCACAAUCUCGAGGAGACAGUGAAGCAGAUGGGUCGUGACUCCCGCACCCGCGUUCACAAUCUUGAAGAGACCAUUAAGCAAAAGGAUCGUGAGCACCGCUCCCGCGUUCACAAUCUCGAGGAGGUUAUCAUGCAAAAGGAGCGUUCCCUUGACCACAACCGUCGAGAGUAUUCGAGCGCCAUCAUGCGAUUAGAGAGAGAAAAGAGAGCCCUGGUUGAGCAGACUGGAGUCCUGGACGAGCAGCUCGAGACUCAGAAGACAAUGAUCCGUCACCUGCAGGCCAACUCCCAUAAUUUCAAGGUGUACGCUAAGGACAUGGCACAAGGCUACGAGUUCUACCGCAGUCACUACGAGAAGUACAAGAAACACUUCGCUGAAUGGGACGCAAACGACCAAAUGACCUCAGACGGUACCCAAGUUGACGGCCAUGGUUCCAGCAGCCAAGACAACGGUGGUGGCGCCGGAGACGAGCUCAAGAGCCUCUCGGAGUCAGAAUCUGCUGGCACCGACGAAUCAAACAUCAAGCUGGCUGUUGUCAAUUUGAGACAAUUUUACAUCGACCACCAGGAGCGCGAUACGCCUGCCGUUCUGGAGGGCUCUCGAUUCAUGGAUUGGGCCCGGGGCGGAAGCCGUAUGGAGGAUCUGCCGCACUUGUGCUUGGAAACCGGGGACAACGAGAGCGGCGGCAUGACCCCUCCCGAAACCCCCGUCUCCCUUUCGGAUUUUCCCCAUCCCCCUUCUUCGUCGGAUUCUUGA
Molecule: messenger RNA, 2823 nt
Organism: Drepanopeziza brunnea f. sp. 'multigermtubi' MB_m1
Lineage: Eukaryota; Fungi; Ascomycota; Leotiomycetes; Helotiales; Drepanopezizaceae
Source: RefSeq, a predicted model, not a curated record